This is a messenger RNA of Lynx canadensis (Canada lynx), 1826 nucleotides long. RefSeq names its product glutathione-disulfide reductase (gene GSR). Gene Ontology annotation, biological process: cellular response to oxidative stress; cell redox homeostasis; glutathione metabolic process. Gene Ontology annotation, cellular component: cytosol; mitochondrion. The transcript has 13 exons. The coding region runs from base 30 to 1592 and encodes 520 amino acids. Gene Ontology annotation, molecular function: flavin adenine dinucleotide binding; NADP binding; glutathione-disulfide reductase (NADPH) activity. The record is from RefSeq and is a predicted model, not a curated record. Lineage: Eukaryota; Metazoa; Chordata; Mammalia; Carnivora; Felidae.
GGGCACCCCCGUCGUGCACUUCCGCGUGCAUGGCCCUGCUGCCCCGGUCCCUGAGCGCGAGCGCGGGGCCGAGCUGGCGGCGGGCGGCGCGCGCCUUUCUCCCCCGCUUUCCGCUGCCUCAGCCGCGGCCCGCCCGCGCCCUCUCCCGCGCCAUGGCGUGCAGGCAGGAGCCGCAGCCGCAGCGCCCGCCGCCCGCCGCAGACGUCGUGGCCUCGUACGACUACCUGGUGAUCGGGGGCGGCUCGGGCGGGCUGGCCAGCGCGCGCAGGGCGGCCGAGCUGGGCGCCAGGGCCGCCGUGGUGGAGAGCCACAAGCUGGGCGGCACUUGCGUGAAUGUUGGAUGUGUACCCAAAAAGGUAAUGUGGAACACGGCUGUCCAUUCUGAAUUCAUGCACGAUCAUGUUGAUUAUGGCUUUCAAAGUUGUGAGAGUAAAUUCAAUUGGCGUGUUAUAAAGGAAAAGCGUGAUGCCUAUGUGAGCCGCCUGAAUACCAUCUAUCAAAAUAACCUAACCAAGUCCCAUAUAGAAAUCAUCCAUGGCCAUGCAGCAUUCACAAGUGAUCCCAAGCCCACAGUAGAAGUCAGUGGGAACAAAUACACUGCUCCUCACAUCCUGAUUGCCACUGGUGGCGUGCCCUCUCGUCCUCAGGAGAGCGAGAUCCCUGGUGCCAGCCUAGGAAUUACCAGUGAUGGAUUUUUCCAACUGGAAGAAUUGCCUGGUCGCAGUGUCAUUGUCGGUGCGGGUUACAUUGCUGUAGAGAUAGCUGGGAUUCUUUCUGCUCUGGGUUCAAAGACAUCGCUGAUGAUACGCCAUGAUAAGGUACUUAGAAAUUUUGAUUCAAUUAUCAGUUCAAACUGCACUGAAGAGCUGGAGAAUUCUGGCAUAGAGGUCCUGAAGUACUCACAGGUCAAGGAAGUUAAAAAGACUUCCUCAGGCUUGGAACUCUGCAUGGUUACUUCAAUUCCUGGUAGGAAUCCCACCUUGACCACGAUUCCAGAUGUUGACUGCCUGCUUUGGGCCAUUGGGCGGGACCCAAAUUCCAGUGGCCUGAAUUUGAACAAAGUGGGGAUUCAAACUGAUGAUAAAGGUCACAUCAUAGUAGAUGAAUUCCAGAAUACCAGCGUAAAAGGUGUCUAUGCAGUUGGAGAUGUGUGUGGAAAAGCUCUUCUCACUCCAGUUGCCAUAGCUGCUGGCCGAAAACUUGCCCAUAGACUUUUUGAAUGCAAAAAAGAUUCCAAACUAGACUAUGACAACAUCCCCACCGUUGUCUUCAGCCACCCCCCUAUUGGAACAGUGGGACUCACGGAAGAUGAGGCCAUUCAUAAAUACGGAAAAGAAAAUGUGAAGACCUAUUCAACCACCUUUACCCCAAUGUAUCAUGCAGUUACCAAAAGGAAAACAAAAUGUGUGAUGAAAAUGGUUUGUGCCACCAAAGAGGAGAAGGUGGUUGGGAUCCAUAUGCAAGGAAUCGGGUGUGAUGAAAUGCUGCAGGGUUUUGCUGUUGCAGUGAAAAUGGGAGCAACAAAAGCUGACUUUGACAACACGGUUGCCAUUCACCCUACCUCGUCAGAAGAACUGGUGACACUUCGUUGAGAACCCAGGGACUCCAAUGGCUGGCAGCUGGACCAGCAGACCUUCUGAAAUGAACCAAAUAAUCAUGUUUACUCACUGUUCCCCUUUUAUGUGUUUCUUUAUUGUUAUCAGAAUAUUCCAAUAGUGGAAAUUUGCAGUGAAUAGUAAGAACUUAUUUAUGUAAUUAGAAAUUUGUUUUGUUAUCCUGGCUUUCCAUUUGAUUUGCAUCUCACAAUAAUCAAUUAUUUUAAAGUU